AUGCUGUUCUCCUCGUUGCUCUCCCUGCUCGCUCUGCAGGUCUUUGGCGCAGCCGCGGCCGACGCCGCUGCGCCCGACGCCGACGACAGCACCCCCAAGAAGCCCGACCUCGCCGCCGUCGUCAAGACCACGUUCCCCGACGCCGACAUCCUCGGCGUGCGCCUCGUCAACGGCCGCCCGACCAAGGCCCUCGUCGAAAUCACCAACAACGAAGAUGCGCCGAUUCACGUCUCCGUCCUCGCCGGCGUCCUGGCCACCACGCAGACCCUCCCCGAGGGCACGCCCGCCUACCGCGGCAUCGUCCGCAACCUGACCGUCACGCAGUACAACCACGCCAUCCAGGCCGGCGAGACCCGCAGCUUCACCUACUCCUUCGCGCUCGACAUGCAGCCCCAGGACGUGAAGCUGCAGCUUGCCGCCGUCAUCGCCGACGCCCACGGCGACGUGCACCAGGUGCUGGCCCACGACGGCGUCGUCGCCAUCGUCGAGGCCCCCACCAGCUUCCUCGACCCUCAAAUCAUCUUCCUGUAUCUCGUCCUGUCCGCCGCCUUCGCCGGCACCCUCUACUUCGUCUACAAGAACUGGGUCGAGGUCCUCUUCCCGCAAGCCAAGCGCGCCAAGGCCUCGUCCGCCGGGCUCAGCAAGCGGGCCAAGAAGCCCGCCGACCCCGACGCCGCCCUCUCCGGCUCCGAGUCCGCCGCCCUCGCCACCGGCAGCAAGACCUACGACGAGAGCUGGAUCCCCGACCACCACAUCAACCGCCCCGUCGCGAAGCGCGUCAAGUCCACCCCCAAGAAGAAGGUUGUCGAGUAG
Molecule: messenger RNA, 813 nt
Organism: Metarhizium album ARSEF 1941
Lineage: Eukaryota; Fungi; Ascomycota; Sordariomycetes; Hypocreales; Clavicipitaceae
Product: signal sequence receptor alpha chain
Exons: 3
Coding region: 1-813 (270 amino acids)
Cellular component (GO): endoplasmic reticulum; endoplasmic reticulum membrane
Source: RefSeq, a predicted model, not a curated record